GUGCACAGCUCUAACAAUAUGUUGAAAUGGUGAUUUAUUGAUUUUUAUUUAUGGCCGUUUUUUUUUUAACUGAAUAAAUCCAGCUGAGGGGGAGAGACGCGCGCCAUGCGUUCCAAACAGGUGUGUUCCUGGGCGGGAGUCGCGUGGCUGUUUUCCCGCCCCUUACUUUCGGGGAUGAAAUGCCAACCGUUAAGACCGCUCCGUAUCCAUUAGUAACCAGGGAAGCGUUAAUCACACAUUUGGCCGACAUUUUAAUUUAGCAGCCGCUUUAGAGGUGUUUGUUUACCUUUCGCAGCUGAGUGCGUAUUGCGAGUCAUAGGCCAUCUCUAUAGGUCUACUUUAUUGAAGUGUCGAUACUCUGUAAAACUUCAAAGUGUGUCACGUUUUAAAGGGCGUAACUUUGGAAAAGAGCCUUUACAUUUUGGUUGAGGACAUGAUUCGCUCUUCAGUGGGUCAUUAUCUAUCUCUCUCGCCAUCAUCAAACUGACCCGUGUCAAGACACACCGCAACAAACCACGAUGCUGAUUUUACUCCAGCUGAUAAAUGUAUUGUUGUUGACCAGCAUUGGCUCCACUGAUGCAGAGAAACUCUUCCACAGUCGGGAUCAUUCCGACCUACAGAUCCCCUCCUCUCACCAGGCUGAGCUCAUAACAGACAAGGAUACUGCAGAGCUAUUUCUCUCAAGGUACGGCUUCAUAAGACCGGUGAACUGGGAGGAGCUCCAGUUUGACCAAUCAACAGGCAUUUCUAACGAUGAAGACUUUCCCGGGGAGGAAGACCUAUCUGGGAUACAGGAGGGAGACUCAUCGUUGUCACGUGCAGAGACUGAUGAUGAUGAUGAUGACGAAGACUCUCCAAAUCCCACUGAAAGCCAAGCCUUCAUCUCAGCUCUCAGAGACUUCCAGAUGGUGUCCGGCCUGUCUGUCACAGGGCUGUUUGACGACGCCACCAAGGCUGCCAUGAACAAGCCAAGGUGUGGGGUCCCGGAUAAGGAGACGGAUGAUGCUACUGAGGAAGUACACGACUCCACCAGCUCAGCGCUUGGUAUCAACACCGCCACCUGGCUAACUAAGAACACAGACACCUCAGAAUACUCUAACAAAACCUUCAGUGGUGUUUUAAAUGGCUCUGCUACUGAUUACCCAGUGGACAAUAACAUAUUGACUAACCUUUCUAAUGGCACUGAUGGAAACUAUACAGAGGUUGACAAUUCAUUCAGUGACAUUUUUAAUAGCACUGUUAGUACCCACAAAGGUGAUAUAUCUGCCAGUAGCACAACAGAAUACUACGACCCAGUCGGUGAUACUCUCAAUGAUUCUGCUAUAAACAACACAGAGAAUAACAGCAAUACACACAGUCACACAGGGAACGACCCUACCACUGCUAUUGACAGACCUCAUCAGAGCCCUCCUCCUACCACUGCUACUGACAGACCUCAUCAGAGGCCUCCUCCUACCACUGCUACUGACAGACCUCAUCAGAGCCCUCCUCCUACCACUGCUACUGACAGACCUCCUCCUCCUACCACUGCUACUGACAGACCUCAUCAGAGGCCUCCUCCUACCACUGCUACUGACAGACCUCAUCAGAGGCCUCCUCCUACCACUGCUACUGACAGACCUCAUCAGACGCCUCCUCCUACCACUGGUACUGACAGACCUCAUCAGAGCCCUCCUCCUACCACUGGUACUGACAGACCUCAUCAGCGUCAGAGCCCUCCUCCUACCACUGCUACUGACAGACCUCAUCUUAGUCAGAGCCCUCCUCUUACCACUGCUACUGACAGACCUCAUUGGAGCACACCUACCACUGCUACUGACAGACCUCAUCAGCAUCAGAGCCCUCCUCCUACCACUGCUAAUGACAGACCUCAUCAGAACCCUCCUCCUACCAGUGCUACUGACAGACCUCAUUGGAGCCGCACUCCUACCACUGCUACUGACAGACCUCAUCAGCGUCAGAGCCCUCCUCCUACCACUGCUACUGACAGACCUCAACAGAGCCCUCCUUCUACCACUGCUACUGACAGACCUCAUCAGAGCCUUCCUCCUACCACUGCUACUAACGGACCUCAUCAGAGCCCUCCUCCUACCACUGGUACUGACAGACCUCAUCAGAGCCCUCCUCCUACCACUGGUACUGACAGACCUCAUCAGCGUCAGAGCCCUCCUCCUACCACUGCUAUUGACAGAUCUCAUCAGAGCCCUCCUCCUACCACUGCUACUGACAGACCUCAUCAGAGGCCUCCUCCUACCACUGCUACUGACAGACCUCAUCAGAGCCCUCCUCCUACCACUGCUACUGACAAACCUCAUCAGAGCCCUCCUCCUACCACUGCUACUGACAGACCUCAUCAGAGCCCUCCUCCUACCACUGCUACUGACAGACCUCAUCAGAGCCCUCCUCCUACCACUGCUACUGACAGACCUCAUCAGAGCCCUCCUCCUACCACUGCUACUGACAGACCUCAUCAGCGUCAGAUCCCUCCUCCUAUCACUGCUACUGAUAGACCUCAUCAGAGCCCUCCUCCUACCACUGCUACUGACAGACCUCAACAGAGUCAGAGCCCUCCUCUUACCAUUGCUACUGACAGACCUCAAUGGAGCACUCCUACCACUGCUACUGACAGACCUCAUUGGAGCCGCACUCCUACCACUGCUACUGACAGACCUCAUCAGCGUCAGAGCCCUCCUCUUACCAUUGCUACUGACAGACCUCAAUGGAGCACUCCUACCACUGCUACUGACAGACCUCAUUGGAGCCGCACUCCUACCACUGCUAAUGACAGACCUCAUCAGAACCCUCCUACCACUGCUACUGACAGACCUCAUCAGAACCCUCCUCCUACCACUGCUACUGACCGACGUCAUCAGAACCCUCCUCCUACCACUGCUAAUGACAGACCUCAUCAGAGCCCUCCUCCUACCACUGCUACUGACAGACCUCAUCAGAGCCCUCCUCCUACCACUGCUACUGACAGACCUCAUCAGAGCCCUCCUCCUACCACUGCUACUGACAGACCUCAUCAGAGCCCUCCUCCUACCACUGCUACUGACAGACCUCAUCGGAGCCCUUUUCCUACCACUGCUACUGACAGACCUCAUCAGCAUCAGAACAGCGUGGCCUCACUGCUGUCCAAGCGGAGACAGAAGAGACAUGUGGGGAAACGUGCAUGGGGAAACAUGGCAUUCUCCAAAAUGGUGCUGAAGUGGAGGCUGAUAGGAGAGGGUUACAGCAGUCAGCUGACCAUACAGGACCAGAGACAUAUCAUCAGCCUGGCCUUCAGGAUGUGGAGCGAGGUGUCUCCCCUGGAGUUUAUAGAGGACACAUCCUCUCCCCUGGCGGAUGUAGACAUCAAACUGGGUUUUGGAACAGGGAGACACUUGGGAUGCAACCAGAAGUUCGAUGGUACUGGACGAGAGUUUGCUCACGCCUGGUUCCUGGGAGACAUUCACUUCGAUGACGAUGAACAUUUUACUGCACCUAACACUGGCAGUGGCAUCAGCCUGCUCAAAGUGGCAGUGCAUGAGAUAGGCCACGUCCUGGGCCUGCCUCACAUCUACAGGACUGGUUCCAUUAUGCAACCAAGUUACCUGCCCCAGGAAUCAGGCUUCGAGAUCAACUGGAUGGACAGGAAGUCCAUACAGCACCUCUAUGGGGGCUGUAAGGGUCAGUACAACACAGUGUUUGACUGGAUCAGGAAGGAGAGAACCCAGUACGGUGAGGUGGUGAUUCGUUUCAACACCUACUUCAUGAGGGACGGCAGGUACUGGCUCUAUGAGAACAGGACCAACCGAACCCGCUAUGGUGACCCGGUGGCUCUUCAGGUGGGCUGGCACGGCAUACCUCCCGACGGGGUAGACGCAUGUGUUCACGUGUGGAACAGGAACACUGAUGCUGUCUACUUCUUUAAAGGCACCCAGUACUGGAGGUAUGAUGAUGACAAUGACCAGGUGUUUACAGUGGACCCUGAGGGACACCUCUACCCUAGACUCAUCUCUGAGGGGUUCCCAGGGGUGCCCAGUCCUAUAGACACAGCCUUCUAUGACAGGAGGGACUAUCACAUCUACUUCUUCAAGGGCACCUAUGUGUAUGUGUUCGACGUGACAGCCACCCGCGUGUCCCCAGGCUUCCCCAGGAAGAUCACCGCUGUGUUCCCAGCAGUAGUGUCUGGGGAUCACCCGGGCGGUAGCAUAGACGCCGCCUACUUCUCCUACACGCACAACGCUGUCUUCCUGUUCAAGGAUACACUGUUCUGGAGGGUGGUGGGGAGGAGCAGAGACCGCUGGAGGAGACCGGCGCUGCCACGCAACGACCUGCUGCCACGCAACGGCCUGCUGCCACACAACGGCCUGCUGCCACGCAGGAAGGUGGAGGAACAGUGGUUUGACAUUUGUAACGUUCACCCCUCGGCUCUGAAGGUGGCCCGUCGAUGAGAGGGGGGGGCUAUGAGGAUUCUGUGUAACGUUCACCCCUCGGCCCUGAAAGUGGCCCGUCGAUGAGAGGGGGGGGCUAUGAGGAUUCUGUGUAACGUUCACCCCUCGGCCCUGAAAGUGGCCCGUCGAUGAGAGGGGGGGGCUAUGAGGAUUCUGUGUAACGUUCACCCCUCGGCCCUGAAAGUGGCCCGUCGAUGAGAGGGGGGGGGCUAUGAGGAUUCUGUGUAACGUUCACCCCUCGGCUCUGAAAGUGGCCCGUCGAUGAGAGGGGGGGGCUAUGAGGAUUCUGUGUAACGUUCACCCCUCGGCCCUGAAAGUGGCCCUUCGAUGAGAGGGGGGGGGGGGGGGACUAUGAGGAUUCUGUGGGAUUAGUGGAGCCUGGACCCAGAUCGGAUGGCACUCGUACCAACUCUAAACAUGACACUGAGUGAGCAGCACAGACUGGCCCCGUAGCCAUGACAACAGAGUUCCUAAGGUGACCGCUGGUUUCACAGUAAACUGACUUAUAUCCAUUACAUUAUAAAGAUGUAUUAGUCUACAACACAUUUAAUUCAUUAUGAUAACUAUUGUUAACUAUUAUCAACCUUGUACAUGUCCACAAUAUAUAUUUAGUUGUUUCAAAAAAUUAUUUUAAUAGUUUAAUGGCCACGAUUACAGACACCUGUGUCUUUUGACACUAUAUAAACGCAGUGUUUAUACCCUGAUGAAGACGGUUUGGGCUGUCGAAACGUUGGACAUCUGAGCUCCUAGAGUGGUGAGGCUCUCCUUUACUAUUACAUAUUGGAAUAGUUUACACAAUAUGUCGUUGAAGACAAUAAUGCCUUUUUUUUGGCAUGUUCUUAUGUUUCAUUUCUAUAAAAUCAGUUGUAUUUAUAUGGACUGAAUUGAAUUGACAAAAACAAACUCUGAAAACGCAGUUUUUAAUUUAGACUGAGAUCAGAUACAUGUUCCCUAUUAAAGACUUGUAACAACAAACACAAAA
Oncorhynchus kisutch (coho salmon) is the source of this 5418-nucleotide messenger RNA. RefSeq names its product mucin-5AC. Lineage: Eukaryota; Metazoa; Chordata; Actinopteri; Salmoniformes; Salmonidae. Gene Ontology annotation, cellular component: extracellular matrix. Gene Ontology annotation, biological process: proteolysis; collagen catabolic process; extracellular matrix organization. The transcript is spliced from 10 exons. Gene Ontology annotation, molecular function: metalloendopeptidase activity; zinc ion binding. The record is from RefSeq and is a predicted model, not a curated record. Bases 519 to 4436 code for a protein of 1305 amino acids.